AUGGCGGCCUUUUCAUCCCCAGAGCUUCUUCGCCAUCUUCUGACUGCUUUGGACAGUUCGGAGAUUUCGCUGCUCUGCGCAUCAUCCAGGGCGCAGCGAGAACAACUCAAGUUUCUGCAUACGUUUGCCGUCAAGUUCAGGCGCGACAUCGUGGUAGAAGAGGUUGCUGUAGAGUCCUUGCAGAAGGCAGUGGCCACGUUGUCAAGUUUGCAAAGCUUUGCCAUUGGUUUGGCAUAUCAGACCACUCUGCGCCAGAGCAUUUGCCAACUGACCCAGAGCCUUUGUAAGCAUCCACUGACGAGUUUGACCCUUGACUUGCGCCGCUGCUGGCUUGGAGAUGAUGGCUCGCAAGGCCUGGCAAUGUCCUUAUCUGUGUUGCGAUUGAAGCAUCUAGAUCUUCGCCUCAGCUUCAACAAGAUCUCAAGCAGAGGCGCAAAUGAGUUGUCAGAAGCUUUGGCACCUUCUCUUGUGGAUAUCGUUUUGCACAUUGACAUCAACCUCAUCGGUCGGAGUGCCCCUAAGUUGCUCUGUGCUGUGCUACAUGCCCAGCGAGCUCAUAUUGAUUUGGCUCACUGUGGGCUUGGUCAUGUCGCCCUGCAGCUCGCAGAUACGCUGGAGAGCGCGGAGGACAAUCCAAAUCCCGUUGUGUACGGGAGUGGACAAGCAAUCCAGUUUAGAUCUUUGCAGGAACUUCUCGAAAUUACCGACUUGCAAGAUGAGUUGACACCACAGGAGAUAUUCGAAAGUCUGCGACACCUGACAGAUCCAGAGCAUCCGAACCUAUCCCUGGAGCAGCUGAAGGUGGUCGAGUCCGGCCAUGUAUGGGUCAAUGACACGGCCAACACGGUUUUCGUGCGCUUCACACCGACCGUCCCCACUUGCAGCGUGGCAACCUUGAUUGGCCUGACCAUCAAGGCCAAGCUUCUUCGCUCGCUUCCUCGUAGAUACAAAAUUGAUGUGGAAAUUACACCCGGAACUCACAACUCUGAAGACCAGGUCAACAAACAGCUCGCAGACAAGGAGCGAGUUGCAGCUGCUCUGGAAAAUCCAGCUCUGCGGAACCUCAUCAACAAUGGUAUCGUCCGGCACCCAGGCACCCGCCACAGGGGCGGAGCUGUGCUCACGGAGGCAAGGACCUCGGAAUCUCCGGCCGUCGCAACGAGGUCCUUGAAGUACUGGCAGCGGUGGCACGGGAUUCGCUUGAAUUGCACACGGCGGUCAGCGGAUGUCAGCGGAGGUCCCACCGCGGCCGAGGAGGAGGAAGAAGUCGCAAAGAAGUCCGGUUACACGCCAGGACCUCAGCCUGUGCAUUUGCUGAAGAGCAGUGAAGAUUCAGCAACAAUGCCGUAUUGGAAACGAGAUAUUGAUGAUGCUCAUGUUCUUCCGGACAACCGGCCACAGAAGAUUGAUGGAGACCAGCCAGCCCAGGCUCUGCCCAAGGCAGAUUCUGUGAGCUCCAGUUGGAACUCUGCCGGAACAUGGGAGGAGAAGGACAUGGGCGUGGCUGCCCGAACAGAGCUCGAGAAGAUUUUGGGGGACGAAGACUUCUUCCUCCUCCAGCAGGAUGACAGGAACAAGGUCCAAGCCACGAAGGUGACCGUGACGGGAGAUUCAUCGGCAUAUCACAUUCGUGGAAGGCCGCGGCUUGGCUUCGAGUUCACCGUGAAGCUUGCGUGGAAAGGCUUCUUCGAGGGAGAGGAGGUCGUCGGCGAACUAGAAGUGCAGGACCUGGACUCCAGUGAUCUGGAUGGUUUUGAGAUCAGGCCGAAGCCAAAGACAGGUGAAGCUUCUAAGCGUGCAGCUGCAGCGUUGAAAAGCGGCGCAAGGCCAGCCAUCAAGAAGGCAGCAGAACUGUUGAGCCAGCGCUUGCUGGUGAGGCACCGUACCUGCAUUCUCGGGUUCAGGGUACUGACGAUGCCAUCCGACUGUGCAGGUGACGAGUCGCGUAUGUGA
Molecule: messenger RNA, 1953 nt
Organism: Symbiodinium sp. CCMP2592
Lineage: Eukaryota; Dinophyceae; Suessiales; Symbiodiniaceae
Source: the annotation of a GenBank genome assembly